Ixodes scapularis (black-legged tick) is the source of this 7220-nucleotide messenger RNA. Its product is annotated as replication initiator 1. NCBI's taxonomy places the organism in Eukaryota, Metazoa, Arthropoda, Arachnida, Ixodida, Ixodidae. The transcript has 3 exons. Bases 591 to 1409 code for a protein of 272 amino acids. The record is from RefSeq and is a predicted model, not a curated record. Gene Ontology annotation, biological process: regulation of transcription by RNA polymerase II. Gene Ontology annotation, molecular function: RNA polymerase II cis-regulatory region sequence-specific DNA binding; DNA-binding transcription factor activity.
ACAUAUACACACUGAUUUUCAUUAUAAUCCAUUAAUAAACAAAAAAGUCGAUUUUAGAACCAGUGUCUUGCCUUAAUUCUGGAGAGGAUUGCAAGGAGAGUCCGGGGAGCAAACAAUGUCUCAAGUAGGAACGCUGUCAGUGUUUUGGCGAAGGACAACUGCCGGGGACAACGGAACUGUACAGACACAUUCAUCCGACUGCAGUCACACGGUCCAGUUGUUUCUACGUCGGGGGAAUAGCAGAGCUGCCAAAACAAUGGCGGCACGUGACUGGACAUGCGCAGGAAAUACGAGGGUGAUUAAAAAAUUAUUCGCUCUCCGGUUAUCUUAAAACUUCAUUGGCUGCAUUGUCUUAACACUGCAAUGUGUGCGAGGCCACUGUCCCUCCAGUCAUUGCUGUGAAGGUAUGAACAUCUCACAUCUGUUCAGUUGGGAGUGCAGGUGUGGGAAACAAUGGCUGCACUACUUGUGAUUUGCACGAAAGAGCAGCAUGUCGUGAUUUGUUUUGUGGUCAGAGAAUGUGUCCGGUGCCAAUGUUUUGUGCACAGUAUGGAGGAAGCUUUUUGUCGCAAAGAAGCAUGUUUGAGUGAAUGCAGGAGUUCAAGGAAGGACACACGGGUGGGGGCCAUGAAAAAAGGAGCCUGACGCCCGUCCGCAUCACGACUGAUGACAGCAUUGAGCCGGUGCCUGACCUGGCAGCUUUUGAAGGCGAGUGGGAGAGCACAGUCUGCGAGGGCACGAGAAGCAUUGCCUGCCAGGUAUCUGGGUUUGAGUGGCGGCAGCAGGAGGUGCACUCCGGAAGGGGGACAGACGGUGGUGCCACCUCUGUCGUUGCUCCAACUGCUGCAGAAACGCCUCCAGAUGGGGCCACUACGGACCCAAUCAUCAAAGAAGAAGCACCUGGCUACGAAGACGGCGAGAGCAACGCCCCUCCUCAAGUAGACGCGGACGUGCCGGCCGUUCAAUGGUCCAGGAGACCUGGACAACUGACCACUCACCGGUGCAGUUUGUGCCCUUACUCCAGCCGUUACACGACGGCCCUCGCAUGUCACGAGAGAACGCACACCGGAAAGAAGCCCUUCAGCUGCCACUAUUGCAAAAAGUUGUUCAAGCAGGUUAACCACCUGCGCGUUCACGAGAGGAUUCACACCGGCGAAAAGCCAUUCAGGUGCGAGACCUGUCAGCAGUCGUUUACACAGAGCACUCACUUGUUGCAUCAUCAAAGAAUGCACACAGACGAAAGGCCGUUCGUGUGCAGCGAGUGUGGGAGUGCGUUCAGAUGGAAGGAUAACCUGCGGGUUCACAGGAGGACACACACGGGAGAGCGGCCGUACACGUGCGAGACCUGCGGACGAGGUUACGCCGAUAGACGCAGCUUGAUUGGACAUCGGAAGAGGUGGCACAAAUGAGGGACGCCUGACCCGUGACACCUGAUGUCACUGGAUGCUGGGAAAAUUGUGGCAAGCGCCCCAUGUGGUCGCCAUUUUGGUUCGUUGAAGGAGCAGCCUCCCCACUCUUAAUGAGCCAAUCCUAAUUCGCAGCGACAGGUCUUUUUAUAACAGCAUUUCUUGAAUACCGAGAUUUUGUCAUCACGUACCGUCGAAACAAGUGCAUGUCUGCACUACACUGCAUGCGGCGUCGGUGCUUGGCAGCAUGAAAAACAAUUUUCCUGUCUCUAAAUAUGCAAGAACACUAUCAUUGUGAAAGAUCUGUGGAGGUAGGCAGGAUUGAUAAGUGGAUUGUAUGCACAGUGCCAGACGCUUUUAUAUUAAUGAGGAACACUUUCAGUGCAAAGUUGGUGCAUAGUCUACCAUUGUGUGACUGCUUCAGAACCCUUUCACAUAUUUGGAUGGACCGAAGUGACGAUUGCCAUGGCAACUGAGUCCGAGCAGCCAAUUACCCUUUGAGGUUUGGUCGUUUGUACAUCAGUGUCAGUUUGUGUCCGGCUAGCGGGUAAGGAAGGCAAUGGGGCUGCUUUCCCAGGAUACAGUGACCUUAGUGACACCCAUGGAAAAAGUUCCAACAGAGUAAUUAUUCCUAGAUCCGUCGUAUGUUCACAGCAGUGGCUACACUUGCACAGCCUGUUUUGUCAAAUAGCUUUCUCUUCAUCCUUCGGAUAGGAAUAACAGUUUGCACUAGCUAAAAGCACCUAUACUCGUUUUCACCUCAAGCUCCGCAGUAAAAAAUGUUUGGCUCCUUCUAGAGCAUUACUAAUACUCUCCUUCAUGUGGAGAUUUAGGAUAUACAUACAGUAGAACCUCCUUGAUUCGUUUUUCAGGGGACCGCAGAAAAAAAAAAGUAUCAUCUGGGAAAACAUAACCGAUAACGCACUUAGGGGGGCUCUACAUGAGAUAGAAAGCAGCUCUUAUACAGUGGUUUAUUUUAUCUGUACUUACAGAACUGUUGAGAGUUCAGACAUGUUCACAAAAGUGCGUAAUAUCCGCCUGCCGCCUUGAAUUCAUGUUCAGCAGUAAAAGUCGUUUCUCCAGAGCCGCAGUCCUCUCUCACUCUCCACGCAGUCGUGAAUAUUUACGUAGCAGCGCAAGGUGUCCUUUGCAAUGAUCGCGUCCGCAUACUUGGGCACAGCGUAGGUAAUCGUUCGUUUCUUGCUCGACAUCUUUAUCACUUUCUUCAAUGUCGGCAGUAGUGAGGUCGGCCGCGAUGUUUGCUAUGCUCUGCGGUUUAGAGGUAACGCCUCGAUCUCCUUUCAAAGUUGACAGCGCGAGUCCGAGGUUUCUUGCGAUGUCAGAUCUCUUUCGGCUGGGAUUGCGAUCCACUGUCUGAAUUAUAUCAAACUUCUCUUUAAAAGAGAGUGCCUUCCUUUUUCGCGAUGCCACGACCGUCGUCAAUGGGCGCAAAGCGCACAUACUCCGAAACACCACGGUCCACGCAAUUCAGCGGAACAGAAACUAGAUGUGCAGCGUGCAUGCGGGCAAACCUUGUGCCAGAGAAAGAGGACAGGUGAAAGAGAGAGCAAGAGAGAAUGAGCGUUCGAAGCCUCGCUCCCCAUUCGAGCAGUGCUCCAAGGUCACACCCGGGCAAGAUAGGAAGCUGUGGCAAAGCUCAGUAAAGCCCAGCGAGGAGACAGAGAGACGAAAAAGAGGACAAAAGCAGUCAAGGGACGACGGGCAUCUGCGUUUCCACGCAUGCCGUGCAACCCGCACUGCACGGUUCAGCUUUGCUUAGCUUCGAAGCCAGCGCUGACACUUUUGGACGUAACAACCGGGAAAGCAAACGUAAUAGGCAGGAAAUUAGUACAGUGUAGACCGCAUAUAACGUAUGUCGCGGGAGUCGCGAAAAUCCACACUAUAAGCGGUACCGCGCUAUAACCAAAACAUCAAUUUUUCAGGCCAAAAUACAUGCCAUGAGACAACUUACCUACCUUUGUAAAACAAUUUAUUUUAUAUUAGAUGAAAAAUGAAGCUUAGUUUGAGGAAAGUAUUUAUUUCACCAGACUAGUACACUCCUCUCUCAAGUGUGUCACAGAUUUUGAAGGAAAUAGCGACUUAUGCCUGGCGCAGCCUGUUAACGGCGUCGCGGGUUGUGGACGGACAUUGCGAGCGUUCAGGAUUGCUAACCGUAAUCACUUUUUUCCCGUGAUGAAAACGCGUGAAAAUUCGCAUCUUUAUACAGUACGCGCCAGUAAUACCUUUAACUUGAUCACGGGCAUGAAAUGCUCCAAAUAAGUAAUCCGGCCGAUGUUCGAAAACACAAAUGCUUAGAAAGCACCACUGUAGUCGAAGUAAACAAACACGACGGCACGGGCGUUUCUGCAGUCUUGAGAUUGCCGCCACGACAUCGCCGCACGAGUAGGUGGAUCUUCCCUUCUAGUACGUGCUGGGUUAUCAUAGCGACACACAACGAAAAUUCACAGUCAAGGAUAGCGCUUUUAUGCGGAACGAUGAACUUCCACCACGCCGUCUACGUCGACGAUCACCACCGACGCCAUGUUUGCGGAUAGAAGAAGUCUGCCCGCGACCGGCAUACAACGUGCGCGAACACUUCUCGACCUGCGAUUGGUCUGUCGUUGCGGGUGUUUUCAACGGCGCUGUUGCAACGCCUUGCGCCGUGAACGACACGUGCGUGCGUCCCUCCGUCGCUAUGGCAACUGAAGCCUCUCGCUUCGCUUCUUCGAGCAACCUCCUUGCCCUGCGAGUGCCGCUGUUAUCUAGUGUCGCACAGGGAAGCGUGCUCUCUGCGCCAGUCGGUCGCCGCCUAUAUGGUCGCCGCGGUCGGCGGGCUGUUCCAGAAACCGCACUAUAACCAGUAUUUACCUUCGCGCGCCUGUAUUUUAAGUGGUGUGUAAUUACAUGGAGUUCUAUCGGAGGUGAACCGGUGGUUUAAAAAAGCCGCGUUAUACCCGGUCCUGCACUAUAAGCGGUUACGUUGUAAGUGGUCUAUACUCUACAUGUAUCUCUAUAAAAGUAAAACGGGACCGGCGUUUUUAAACGUAACAGCCGGGAAAACGUAUCAGCCAAGAAUGCAUCAACGAGGUUCUACCGUAGGUGCAUUUUAGGUUUGAUAAAUGCCAUCUUAUCAAGACGUGCAAGUUUUAAGCACCAAAGGCGUCGCUCCUUCCUCCGACAACCAAAUUGCGUGAGAACUGCUUUGCGGCGUAUGAACAGUGUGCAAAACUUCCUUUUUUCUUGAGGUGAAAAUGAGUAUAGACAGCUCCAGUGAGACUGGAUAUACAGCAGCUUCAUGCUUUAUUACUUGGCUGUAGCUGGACCACCUAGCAUGAGUGAAAAUAAUUUUAAAAUAUUGCAUUCCGUAAUCAGAAUUACGAACAACCUUAUAUCACAGUUUCUCAGUCUUGGGUGAAGAAAUAAUUUUAUAGUUUAAAGAGAAAUUGGUAUUUGCAUGAAAUGCAUUUUAAGAACUGAUGCUAUGACUUUUUGAAGUCUGGUAACCGUUCCAUGUCAUGUUUUAGUCUGCAGCAUUUUUAGAAGUUUUCUUUCUGUGAUCAAGUGACUUUUACCACUUGUUUUCUUAACCCUUUGGGUGCCGCGCCCAAGUAUACUCGUUUGUGGUUUUCAAUUUACUCCUUGCCUCUCCUGGGUGAACUCAGGCUGACAAUAUUCUUCUGAGUAGGAAGCGCCAUCUAUGGACAACUAUUUGAAUCAAUGUUUUGAGUGGUGGUUUCACCUUUUGACGGCAGGUGGAUAUUUUUGUAAAGGCGACUCCUGUAUGGCGUUUCCGCGUCAACGUUCUUUUCCAAUGGCAAACGCACGUGCUUCGACUUCGCGCUCCUUGACGGAUCUUGAAAUGCAGGAACUUCUAAUGAAUUCAGAACCUGAUGACAGUGAAACCGAGUGUACUUUGGAGAGUGACGAAAGUGACGACUAAUCAAUGCCACCUGAAAGGCCACUCAAAAAGAAAGAACUCAACGACACUGACUACAAGUGGACUACAGGUGACUUCACUCCCAUUCUUCACAGUUUUGACUCUUCAUCUUCCGGAGUCCAUACUUCAAGAAAACAGCAGCCAAGCACAAGACCAAGAAAAGGACGCCCUUCUGAUGGAGAUGAUCCAACGCGUCUUACAGCACGACAUUUUAUGUCAGUGACUGCCGCAAAAACAAACCCCACAAGAGUAUGCCAUGUGUGCGCCCAGAGCAAGACUCGCCAAACGAAGCGCAAAGAAUCACGCUACAUGUGUUCAGUGUGCGAGGUGCCACUUUGCGUUGUACCGUGCUUUGAAGAGUAUCACACAAAAAAAGUUUUCUAAAUUGAAGACAUUAAGAGGUUACGGAACAUUGUUAAGAUUAAAAGAAACAUAUUCUUUAAUUAAACAUACACAUUGAAGCAUGUAAACGUGUUAUUACGCCCAAAAUAAGUUUGUUCAUACAGUGAAAAAAAAUACCCGGCAGAGGGGACCACCGGGCUGAAAAAAAUACGGCACUUAAAGGGUUAAGAAGUGGACAAUAAAAUUAUAGCCAGAUUUGCAUAGACAUGAAAAACAUGUCUAUACAUGUCUUGUCUACAUCUUCCUUGUCUUUGUUAUCUGUACACCGUUUUUGGCUGUAUCGUAAACCAAUUGCCGUCAUUGCGAUUUUAAUUCAUGAAGCCAGAUAUCGAAAAUAAGCCGACAAGAUUUUAUGUGUGCACAAACUUUGGUUGUGUUGGGAUGCGAGAUUGCUGCAGCAUUUCCAAUUCGGUGAGCUUGCGGAACAUUGCAUUUCUCGUCGAUGCACUUCACCCAUGCUUAAAGCAACCGUGGCGUCGCAAACGCAGGAAGAGGGAGGAAGGGAGGCUUCAGCGAGAUGUGUCGCACAUUUCUGAAGUGUUGCGCGCAACUUUUCAGAGUUUUGUUGCGGUUCGUUGGAGCAAGAUUUGAAUUGCACACAAUAUAUUUAUUUGCACUAACACCCAGCAAGCUGGCCAUGACAGCUGCCAAUCAGUCAUUGUUCUAAACAUGAGUUCCGGUGGCGAGUGCUUCUCUGGGGUAUUUUCCUCAAUGUGACGACAACGUGACUUUGCAUUGCAAGGAAUAGUGUAGCCACCGAAUUUCUAUUGAUCCCCCCCCCUCCACUUCUGCACUUCUGGUCAUGCAUCCUUUAAGUUCUCCAUCUAGGGGCCACCAUUUCUGUCCGCACUUAUUGUUAUAGAAAAUCUACCAAUUUUCUGUAUUUGUGAGCAGUAGGAUUUGCUUCAAGGGCUUGAACCGAAACCGUUUCCGAAGACCGAUUCAAACUGUAAAUGGGGAGGACAACUCUGGAACCAUGAAUUAGACAAGCUCAUUGCAUUGUGUUGGUGGUUCUUUUGCUUUUGCUGUAGUACAGCGUGGUAGAUUUGGGAUGGCACCAGAUCCUGCUGUGGAAGUUCUGCAAUUCGCCCUUAUGACAGCUGCAGAACAGGCUUGCACACCAAGCUGAGCACAUCUAUGGGUGAUUGAGAUUCAUUUUUAUUAGCAAGUAGCAGUAGUCGGCCUAAAGCACACUGCCAUUACUGCCGCUGUGUUUUUUUGUCAAUGUCGUUCUGUCCAUCCCUGCGCUUAUACUUUUGGCAGUGUAUCGUCCUGUUUGUUACGAAACCAUGGUCAUUUAUAGCUAGCUUGAUGCACCAGCAUGUGAUUCUCAAAGAGGCUCCGGAGAUGGUGAUUUCUUGGUUCCAAUAUUAUCAAUAUGCAUUUGGUGAUGGUUACAUGUUGAGAGAUGCAUUGAAAAUGAGUCUUCAUUGAGUUCAUAUUGCCAGUGUGAAUAAACUCGGUAUUGGAUAUAA